AUGGCUUCCAACGACGAUAGCCGCUCCACCGACAAUAAGGCUUCCAUCGCCCUCCUGCGCCGCGUCCGCGCCGGAGACCACGUCCACUUCGUCCAUCACGUCGACGUAUGUGAUGCCGUUCCCGAGGUUCUCGUCGCCGACCUGGAGCCGGUGCCGGGCACCGGUGUCGAAGACGACGGCUACAGCAGGAUCUGGUACUUCUACCACGCCAAGAAGUUCACGAACACGCGAGGCAAGCUCAGCGGGCACAGGCAGCGCGCGGUCACCGGCGGCGACGGCACGAGCUGGCACUCGGAGAUAGGCCGCAAGGACGUCGAGGGAUCCGGUGGCGGCACGUUCUGCACCUUCUCCUACGGCCGCAAGACGGAGCCCUCCGCUCGAUCGAUCGACAGGAUGGGGUGGUGCAUGGCGGAAUACGACUUCGUCGCCGCCGACAAGAAACAAGACGAAGCCGCCGACGACAGCAGCAACUACGUGCUGUGCAAGGUCUAUCGCUCUCCUCGCGCAAAAGGGAAGUCGGCGCCGGUAUCGGCGUCCUCCAGCAAGAACGCCUCGUCCAAGACUGCCAAGAAGAGGAAGGCCGGCGGUGACCACCCCGAGGCGCCGCCAGCCAAGUCGAUCCAGCAGCAAGAACCGCAGGUGCACCAGGAAACCGCCUACUGCUAUCAGCCAGAAGACGUGCAGGAGGUUGGCGUGCAGCAGGCAGCAGGCCCAGGCGCGGAGUCGGAGCACUGGCACGGCGGCGUCAACUUCAACAUCGAAGACUUCAACGUCGACGAGUACACGGACAUCCUGGAGAUGUUGCAAGACGAGCCGAAGCCAGAUCCGGAGCCGGAGCAUGACGGCCGAUUCAUCGAGCUACCAUGUGGUCCAGUGUUGGCCGCCGAAGUCACCGCCGGAGAUACGACGACGUACGGCCAUUGCAGCAGCUACGCUCCGAGUUGGUUGUACACAUCUGCAACAGGAUGCAGCAGCGAGCUUCUUCAAGUUCAGGGACAUGAUCCCCUUCAGGCUCCAGCUUUCCUAUCUCAUGUGUUAACUGGGGCACAGGGCAUCGGCUACUACUACUAG
Messenger RNA from Miscanthus lutarioriparius, 1071 nucleotides. The record is from the annotation of a GenBank genome assembly. NCBI's taxonomy places the organism in Eukaryota, Viridiplantae, Streptophyta, Magnoliopsida, Poales, Poaceae.